GUUGACCCACUUCACUUCCUUCUCUCCUAACCCCCCAAAACCAAUAACCCCCACACCACGUCCAACCUUAUUUAAACCACAGCCAUCUCUCUUCUACACACAGACACUCCAAACACACAAUACAUAUCUUUCACUCUUUCUAAUAUAUACGGUUAUUCCUAAUUGCUUUCUUUCUUUCUAUCCGAGAUAACCGAUCGAUCUCUCUCCCUCAAUAUGGCCUUGGAAGCUCUGAAUUCUCCCACCACUGUUACUCCUUUCAACUACGAAGACGACGUCGAGCGUCAAUAUGCGGAGCCAUGGACGAAGAGGAAACGCUCCAAACGACCCGGACGCGUCGAGACCGAGGAAGAGUACCUCGCCCUCUGCCUCAUCAUGCUCGCCCGGGGCGGCAACACCGGCGAGAUAACCUCUCAAACGCAACAAAACCAAUCGCCGCCGCAGCCGCCGGCCUUGAAGCUUUCUUACAAGUGCACCGUCUGCAAUAAAGCCUUCUCUUCCUACCAAGCCCUCGGCGGCCAUAAGGCCAGCCACCGCAAGUCCGCCGAAGCCGCCACGGCCAAGAUUACCGCCAACGACAACAAUCACCCGUCAACUUCCUCCUCCUCCGGAACCGCUGCCGUCACGAGCGGCAAGACCCACGAGUGCUCCAUCUGCCACAAGACCUUCCCCACGGGCCAGGCCUUGGGAGGCCACAAGCGCUGCCACUAUGACGGUGGCAAUAGCCAUAGCAACAUAAACGUCAACACCAACGCCAACAGCGGCGUGACCUCCUCUGAAGGCGGCGGCUCCAGUCUCUGCCAGAGCCACCACCGUUGCUUCGACUUGAACCUGCCGGCCUUGCCCGACUUCUGGCUCGAUCGGAAAAGUAGUCAGCUUUUGGCGGAGCAAGAGGUGGAAUCUCCUCUGCCAACAAAGAAGCCGCGUUUGUUCUUGAUGAGUCCGGACGACGUGGUUUCCUCCCAAGAUUGAUUUCUAGAUAUUACGUGAAUCGCAUUACUUUCGUGAUCUUUUCUUCCUUUUUUUAGUUACCUUUGAAACAGUUUAUUCUUUUAGGCUUUGUCUCGAGGAAUUGUUUCUGUACAGUGAAUUUGUUUAUUGUUUCUUAAACUCUCCCCGACAGCUAUCAUUGGUCCUUCAGUAUUUUAUCAUUACUCUUUCGGUCAUUCAUUUACAUAUAUACAAUAAUUGUAAGCUUUACAAA
Messenger RNA from Carya illinoinensis, 1201 nucleotides. RefSeq names its product zinc finger protein ZAT10-like. Gene Ontology annotation, biological process: response to stress. NCBI's taxonomy places the organism in Eukaryota, Viridiplantae, Streptophyta, Magnoliopsida, Fagales, Juglandaceae. The transcript has a single exon. The record is from RefSeq and is a predicted model, not a curated record. The coding region runs from base 214 to 969 and encodes 251 amino acids. Gene Ontology annotation, molecular function: DNA-binding transcription factor activity.